This is a messenger RNA of Cylicostephanus goldi, 950 nucleotides long. The record is from the annotation of a GenBank genome assembly. NCBI's taxonomy places the organism in Eukaryota, Metazoa, Nematoda, Chromadorea, Rhabditida, Strongylidae.
AUGACUUUCAACAUUUGGUAUCGUUUGUCGGAGGGAUUGUUCAGUUUUGAAGACGAUCAACAUAUUGAGAAGUUCAAGCCGUAUGUUCAGAGGUACUUGGCUGCCCUUUAUCGUCAUUGUCGGUACGAUACCGAAGAAGAGGGCAUACCGGAUCGCGAUGGGGACUUUGCUGACUUCAGGCUGAAGGUGAUAGAAACCGUCCGAGAUGUAGUAUUUGUUGUCGGAACAGAAUCAUGCGUGACGAGUAUGUAUAAUAUGCUGAAAACGUGUAGUCAGUCUGGUACAUGGGAUGAAGCGGAAGCUGCUCUCUUCAUAAUCUCUACUGUUAUCAGUAAUAUCAUCCCGGAGGAGAAUAAUGUGAUCCCUGAACUCGUACAAGCCAUAGUGACACUUCCUAUGACGUCUCAUCCGGCUUUACUUCUCACAUCUGUAGAUCUGUUGGGAAGCGCAAGCGAGUGGCUUAGUAAAAAUACUUCCUUUUUAGGAAAAGUUGUCGAAUGGUUGCUUCAACUUGCUGUGACGCCUGCGUUUGCCGCCCCUGCUGCAGAUUCUAUUGAAAAGAUUACCUUGCGAUCGUCCGCUGAAUUGACUCAUCUGAUCCCUCUGCUGGUGCAACUUAUACCUCACCUUGAAUCUUCCCAAAGCCAUGGAAAGAAGAUGGAAACCGCAAUUUCCAGCUGCUUGAAAGCUUGUACCAUGCUUAUCAUGAACCUUCCUGCCGAAGAGAUACGAACUCGACUUGUAGAAUUAUGUCAGCCUAUCAUCCAACGAUUGCAGAUGGUGCUCACGGCUACACCUGUCGUAGUGGCAAACAACGAAAAUGAGAAAUCAGCAGAUUCUUGGGCGCGAAUUGCUAGUGAGCCCAUACUAUGGAUUGAUCGCAUCGCCACAAUAUUCCGAGAAGUGCGACCAUGGAAUGGAGGGGUCUUGGUGAGCGUGCGUGGUUAGAG